Molecule: messenger RNA, 429 nt
Organism: Lagenorhynchus albirostris (white-beaked dolphin)
Lineage: Eukaryota; Metazoa; Chordata; Mammalia; Artiodactyla; Delphinidae
Gene: ANKRD40CL
Product: ANKRD40 C-terminal like
Source: RefSeq, a predicted model, not a curated record
AUGGCUGAACCCCAACAGGACAUGAGGGAGAAGCCUGCAGGUGAAUAUACACAAGAAGGCGCAAAUCAACAGUUGCCAACUGACCCAGGUGACAAUGCCAAACCUGAAGACAUCUGCCUAGUCAGAAUUCAGAGCCACAAAGAAAAUCAUGACUUCAUUCAAGUUGAACUGGAUAGACAAGAGCUGAGUUACCAAAAUCUACUAAAAGUGAGCUGCUGUGAACUGGGGAUUAACCCUGAGCAAGUGGAAAAAAUCAGAAAGCUACCAAACACACUACUCAGAAAGGAUAAAGACAUUCUAAGACUACGGGACUUUCAAGAAGUAGAACUAAUUUUAAUGAAAAAUGGAAGCUCUAAACUGAUAGAGCACACACCAUCUCUGUUAGAGAAGCCCUGCUACAACAGCAAUGCUGCAAAAAUGACAUAUUAA